GCAGAAAUCCUGAAAGACUGGAAAGUCAGAAAGGUGACUGUUUUUUAGAAAACAAAGACGUUGAAAAAUUCUGUAAGUCAUGGGUGCAAAUAGUUAAAGAAUUUCAACAAAGAAACAAAUGGAAUAAAAAGGACAGAGUGAAAAAACUUAUCAAAACAGAACUUGCAAAAGUCAAG
Molecule: messenger RNA, 176 nt
Organism: Dentiscutata erythropus
Lineage: Eukaryota; Fungi; Glomeromycota; Glomeromycetes; Diversisporales; Gigasporaceae
Source: the annotation of a GenBank genome assembly